UGUUUUUCGUCACGAGUGCCAUUAUUCUUGACCGUUUGUACAAAGUGAAGCGUUUUUAUUAGUGGCAUUUCAAAAUGAUAAUCACUAUGAAAGCGGCCCUUAUUGGGGGUGUAGCUAUUUUAGCCAUAGCUGGGAUUACGGUUGGGAUAGUUUUUGCAACGAAAGGGGGGGACGAUGACCCAACUUGUACAGGAUUUAGUAAACCAGUUGAUUUGGCGAUUAACGAAAGAGAUGGGAAGCUUUUUGCGGUUUGGGGUAGCCCUGAGAAUUUAGGAGAUUGUGCACCGAAAUAUAAUUUGACUUUAACCGUGAAUGAUGUCGUAGAAGAUGCGGUUCAAGUUGAUAAAAAUGAAUACGAGAUUGCUUCGAAAUAUAAUAAACCCUGCGUUAAAAUUCAUGUUGGAAUAACAACGGUUGAUGAAGAUAACGUUGAAAGUGAGAUUGAAGAAAAAAGUUAUACUAAAGCUGUUGGAGAUGUUUCUGAAGUCACCACGACAGUAAAAGCAACCGAAUCAGAUGAGGUGUACCAAAUCACUUGGGAUGAACCGGCAGGAUAUGAAUAUUGCACCGUUACAUACGUUGUAUCGUUGAACGACGUAGCCAAAGAUCUAGAUGAUGAUAAGCUAUCGAUCGAUAUUCCAAUUGAUGAAUUGGUUACUUGCAAUAACAAGGUUACAGUUGUGCCAAUGAUUGAAACUAAUGUCGCUAAAGAAUCGGAAGUAACCAUUUCGAAAGACGUGGGAGAUGUGUCAACCGUUGAAGUAACCGAUUUAGAAGAAGUCCUCAACGAGAACAUUUGGACAAUUAGCUGGACGAAACCAAGUGGUUACGAUAAUUGCGAUGUUGAAUACAUCGUAAAAAUUGGCGAUGGUGAAGAAAAAACAGUAACAGAUGUCUCCACGACGAUCUCUAAUGAUGAUUUGAAAAAAUGUGAAAACACCGAUGUUGUUGUAACUCCGAUUAUCCAAAAAAACAGUGGGAAAGCAACAACACAACAAUUCACCGCUGAUAUUGGAGAUGUAUCCUCUGUAACAGUAUCCAAUCUAGAUGGGACACUUAAUACCGAUAAGACAUGGACAAUUAGCUGGGAAAAACCAACCGGUUAUGAUAACUGUGGUAUCAAAUACAUCCUACAAAUUAAUGAUGGGGAAGGCGAAACUGUAAACGAUACCCCCGCGACGAUUUCUAAUGAUGAUUUGAAAAAAUGUGAAGGGAACGAUAUCACCGUUACCCCGGUUAUACAAGAAAUAAAUGGAGCAGCAACAACUAUUCAAAUUAACGCCGAUGGUGGUAUUUCAGAAGCUAUAGUUACCGAUAUAACAUCAACAUAUAAUGAAGCCGAUUCAACUUGGACUAUCACUUGGACAGCACCAACUGGUUACGAAACAUGUUCCCCAACAUAUUUACUUUACAUAGAUGGAACUCCCGAAGAAACUGCAGUUUCAGACACCUCAAUCAUAAUUCCUAACACUAAGUUUAUUCCAUGCCAAAUUAGUCAAAUUGAAAUUGAACCUAUAUUUGAAACUACAAGUGGCAAUGAAGCUGGCCAAAAAGCAUCUGGAACCAUAGAAGGAGAUAUUGGAAAUGUAUCCUCUGUAACAGUAUCCAAUCUAGAAGGGACACUUAAUAACGAUAAGACAUGGACAAUUAGUUGGGAAAAACCAACCGGUUAUGAUAACUGUGGUAUCAAAUACACCCUAAAAAUUAAUGAUGGCGAAGCCGAAACUGUAAACGAUACCCCCGCGACGAUUUCUAAUGAUGUUUUGAAAAAAUGUGAAGAGAACGAUAUCGCCGUUACCCCGGUUAUACAAGAAAAAAAUGGAGAAGCAACAACCAUUCAAAUUACCGGCGAUGGUGGUGUUUCAGAAGCUAUAGUUACCGAUAUAACAUCAACAUAUAAUGAAGCCGAUUUAACUUGGACUAUCACUUGGACAGCACCAACUGGUUACGAAACAUGUUCCCCAACAUAUUUACUUUACAUAGAUGGAACUCCCGAAGAAACAGCAGUUUCAGACACCUCAAUCAUAAUUCCUAACACUAAGUUUACUCCAUGCAAAGUUAGUCAAAUUGAAAUUGAACCUAUAUUUGAAACUGCAACUGGCAAUGAAGCUGGCCAAAAAGCAUCUGGAACCAUAGAAGGAGAUAUUGGAAAUGUAUCCUCUGUAACAGUAUCCAAUCUAGAAGGGACACUUAAUAACGACAAGACAUGGACAAUUAGCUGGGAAAAACCAACCGGUUAUGAUAACUGUGGUAUCAAAUACACCCUAAAAAUUAAUGAUGGCGAAGGCGAAACUGUAAACGAUACCCCCGCGACGAUUUCUAAUGAUGAUUUGAAAAAAUGUGAAGUGAACGAUAUCACCGUUACCCCGGUUAUACAAGAAAAAAAUGGAGAAGCAACAACCAUUCAAAUUACCGCCGAUGGUGGUGUUUCAGAAGCUAUAGUUACCGAUAUAACAUCAACAUAUAAUGAAGCCGAUUCAACUUGGACUAUCACUUGGACAGCACCAACUGGUUACGAAACAUGUUCCCCAACAUAUUUACUUUACAUAGAUGGAACUCCCGAAGAAACAGCAGUUUCAGACACCUCAAUCAUAAUUUCUAACACUAAGUUUACUCCAUGCAAAGUUAGUCAAAUUGAAAUUGAACCUAUAUUUGAAACUGAAACUGGCAAUGAAGCUGGCCAAAAAGCAUCUGGAACCAUAGAAGGAGAUAUUGGAAAUGUAUCCUCUGUAACAGUAUCCAAUCUAGAAGGGACACUUAAUAACGACAAGACAUGGACAAUUAGCUGGGAAAAACCAACCGGUUAUGAUAACUGUGGUAUCAAAUACACCCUAAAAAUUAAUGAUGGCGAAGGCGAAACUGUAAACGAUACCCCCGCGACGAUUUCUAAUGAUGAUUUGAAAAAAUGUGAAGUGAACGAUAUCACCGUUACCCCGGUUAUACAAGAAAAAAAUGGAGAAGCAACAACCAUUCAAAUUACCGCCGAUGGUGGUGUUUCAGAAGCUAUAGUUACCGAUAUAACAUCAACAUAUAAUGAAGCCGAUUCAACUUGGACUAUCACUUGGACAGCACCAACUGGUUACGAAACAUGUUCCCCAACAUAUUUGCUUUACAUAGAUGGAACUCCCGAAGAAACUCCAGUUUCAGACACCACAAUCAUAAUUCCUAACAAUAAGUUUGUUCCAUGCAAAGUUAGUCAAAUUGAAAUUGAACCUGUAUUUGAAACUGCAACUGGCAAUGAAGUUGGCCAAAAAGCAUCUGGAACCAUAGAAGGAGAUAUUGGAAAUGUAUCCUCUGUAAAAGUAGCCAAUCUAAAAGGGACACUUAAUAACGAUAAGACAUGGACAAUUAGUUGGGAAAAACCAACCGGUUAUGAUAACUGUGGUAUCAAAUACACCCUAAAAAUUAAUGAUGGCGAAGGCGAAACUGUAAACGAUACCCCCACGAUGAUUUCUAAUGAUGAUUUGAAAAAAUGUGAAGAGAACGAUAUCACCGUUACCCCGGUUAUACAAGAAAAAAAUGGGGAAGCAACAACCAUUCAAAUUACCGGCGAUGGUGGUGUUUCAGAAGCUAUAGUUACCGAUAUAACAUCAACAUAUAAUGAAGCCGAUUCAACUUGGACUAUCACUUGGACAGCACCAACUGGUUACGAAACAUGUUCCCCAACAUAUUUACUUUACAUAGAUGGAACUCCCGAAGAAACAGCAGUUUCAGACACCACAAUCACAAUUCCUAACAAUAAGUUUAAUCCAUGCAAAGUUAGUCAAAUUGAAAUUGAACCUAUAUUUGAAACUGGAACUGGCAAUGAAGCUGGCCAAAAAGCGUCUGGAACCAUAAAAGGAGAUAUCGGGAAUGUUUCUGAAGUUAAAGUUAGCGAUGUAACGACUUCAUAUAAUAAUGCAGAAUUAACUUGGACUAUCACUUGGACGGAACCAGCCGAUUACGAAGAGUGCUCACCAAAAUAUUUAGUGUACAUAGGUGACGCCCCUCAAGAACCUGCAGUAUCAGGCAAAGAAGCCUCAAUUCCCAACGCUGAAUUAGUUCAAUGCGCAGAUAAUCAAAUUCAUAUCGAACCUGUUUUUGAAAUUGACGGUGAAGAUAAACGUGGUGAAAAAGUGACGGAGACAAUAAGAGGAACUGUUAGCGAUGUUUCUACUGUUGCCGUUCAAAAUAUUAAACCAGUUCUUGAUGGUGAUACUUGGACUAUUUCUUGGGACAAACCCGCUGAUUAUGAUCAAUGCAACAUUAAAUACGUUAUAUAUUUCGACACGGAACAGUUAGGUGAAGAAGUCCUCAUUGAAGAAACCACCAUUAAGAAUGCAAUGUUAACAACUUGUGUUAACAAUAACAUUGGGGUUCAACCAAGAAUUGAAACUGAACUCGGUUUUAAAGAUGUUACCGUGAUAAAAGGAGAACCUCCACUUGACGGAAGAAUAACCGCCGAAUCUUUUGAGGUAAAACCAGGAGGUGUUAUGGAUGUCACAUGGAAGAAAGCCGAUCAGUAUCAAGCGUGCACCUUUAAAUACAACAUUAAUAUCAAAAAAGGUGAUGAAACUCUAUUUGAGGACAGCAUUGAUGAGGAGGCUUAUCAAAACACGAAUGAAGAAGUAACAAAUUGCGAAGGUGUAACAGCUACAGUAUCGGCUACAAUGAGUGUUGAAGGAGAAGCUGUUUCGUUUGAGUGCAAAUCUGAAUCGGCACUAUUUUUCCUACGCCCUAAAUAAUUUAGUUCUAAAUUAAUUUUUAUCCAUGUAUAUUUCGUUUCAAUUUAUUAAAUUUAAAUUAUUUA
Messenger RNA from Onthophagus taurus, 4789 nucleotides. The record is from RefSeq and is a predicted model, not a curated record. NCBI's taxonomy places the organism in Eukaryota, Metazoa, Arthropoda, Insecta, Coleoptera, Scarabaeidae.